AGAUCUUGGCACUGAGGGAUGCGUUGUCACGCGUAGGAGUCCAGAACCUCUCUCCAUCUCUCCUUUUUUUUGGCACUCCCCCUCCUCCUCCCAGCAUCCCUAAUAAGACACAUGCUCCUGAGCUGGGUUGCUCACUCAUGUUAGGAUCUCCUGGCUGCGACCACCACGAGCUGCUUUCUCGUCUUGGUUUCGCCCCCGGCUUCAUGGGUUGAAGGGCAGGCUGCGUUGUCCACAAGAUCUCAUCUCUCAUCUCGCCCAGUUCUGUGCACCCGAAAUUCAUCAUUCUCAUCUUCAUCUUCUUGAGUGCUACGGUUUGUUCUCCGAACAUGUAUGGACUUGCAGCGGCAGAGGCCUCCAGCCAAGGGCGCCGCCACCGGCUGUAGUCGACUUCGUUCCACCUGCCACAGCGUGAAAGGGACCACCUCAGCUGUGAUCUGUCUGCCUGCAGACGGGACCCAGUUUGACUGGGCAGCAGGGACUAUGCAUUUGGGACUGGUGGCGAUGGUAGUUGUCUUCCUCAGCUCCAUGGGUCACAGCGAUAACCUCAAGGCCUCCAAAGCAAGAAGACAGAGACGAAUAAGCACUGAAGUACCACCAUCGUGCUCGACUGGCUGUGAACACUGCUCAGAGUUUAACGGCUGUCUUAAAUGUCGACCCCGGCUCUUCAUCCUACUGGAGCGGAAUGACAUCCGUCAGAUAGGCAUUUGCCUUGCUGCCUGUCCUGUUGGAUAUUACGGCAUUCGAAAUCGUGAUAUGAACAAAUGCACACAAUGUAAAAUAGAAAACUGUGAGGCUUGUUUUAGCCGAAACUUUUGCACAAAAUGUAAGGAGGGGCUGUACUCACACAGAGGGCGGUGUUUCACCAGCUGUCCUGAAGGAUUCACCGUCAACGGUACCAUGGAGUGUGUAGUCCAAUGUGAUCUAAGUGAAUGGAGUCCAUGGGGCCCUUGCAUGAAGAAGAACAAAACAUGUGGCUUUAAAAAGGGUAACCAGAGCCGUACCAGGGAGCCCUUACAGCUUCCAAAUCCUGGCACUUCCACAGGGGCUGCUCCGCCCUCGGGCUGCGUCCCAGAGACACAGAACCAAAGAUGUACCGUGCAGAAAAAGAUCCCUUGCAAAGGAGAAAAUAGGAAGAAUCCACAAAACCGUGGAGAAAAAAAUGGCAAGAACCGCGGACAAGAUUCCAAGGAAAGUGGCAAAGGGGGCAACAAGAAAAAAAAGACCCUGAACCAGUCCACCACUGUUCCCACCAUUACAACGAGCAUGGUGACCUAAUCUUAUGGUGGUGUCAGGUGGGCCUAAGAAAGGAGAAUGCCUGGUCCAUCUUCGUUUGCUGAAGACAAACACUUUUUGAUUGUGACAAUAUAAAAAUUAAAGCAAAAAAAAAAAAAAAAAAAAAAAGUAAUAAUGCUGCUACACGUAAAACAUGCUCAAUGAGAACUGGAGGAUUGCUGUACUGAAUAACGAACUGUGUAAAUUUGAGUAAAGUUUGAGGGAACCAAGGAGCUAGGUUGGUUAGUCUCAUGCUAUUUGGAAGCACCCAGAAAGACUGCACUGUGCACUGUGCGUGUACAGAGUUGUCUUUUGUAAGCCUACCCAAAGGAAACAACAUUGUUUGUGGUUGACAAAAUGUUCCAUAUGUUCCUCCUUAGACCUAUCAGGAAGGUUUCUAAAUUAUAGACGACAUUUCAAAUGAGGCCCACUAUCCUAACACUGUUUAAAGAACAUCUAAAAUACAUUCAAAUCUCUUGUGGUUCUCCUAAUCUAGCUGUAAUUGCAUUCUUUUUCUCCAGAGUUAGAUUGUUCGUGACAGGUAGCAAACAGUCUAGAGUCUGCAUGUGAGUCUCAGAGUGAACAGUUUUUUUUUUUUUUUUUAUGUGGUUUGUUUAGUUUUUUUCUGUUGUUUUUAACAAAAGAAGGCACUGGAACUGUUAUUGUGGUUUACAGAGAGAAUAUGGAGAAAGAAGAACUUUAAUGAUCAUGAAAGUAUACAAAUAUGCAAAAAGUGUUAUUAUAUACCUAGAGAUGUUAUAAGAACUCAUAUGCGGCUUUACUUGUUUUAAUGGUCUAUGUCAAAUAAAAGUCUUGCUGAUUAGGGGGAAAUAAAUACAGUAUUUUCUGCUCAGAAGGCAGCAAUAAUAUGAGGAAUGUACAGUGCUGACGUAUGUGUAUGAAAGAUUGUGUCUGUGUGUGCGUGUGUGUCAGAUGUGUUUUUGGAUCUGUGUUCUUAUGUGCACCUUUAUGUUGUGAGGCGAGGGGAAGAGAGAGGUCAACAGAAGUCUAAACUACACUUCUUGUGACCAAGCCAUUGAGGAACUAAACCAGCAAAACACUUAAACUUCAUUGAUUAUAUGCUUUGUAUAUCUUUUAUUGCUCCGAUAUCAUAGUUCCAAUAUAUUCAAUAUAUCACAAUCAAUCAUAAUGCUUUGCAACAUACAGUAUCAAUAUAUGAGGAAGUAAUGCUGUACAUCAUACAGUUAUUUACAUGUAGCACCCAGUCACACUUUUCAUAGUCUGUUUUCUAUAGCCUGUUGACCAGGGCUGCAUUUUCCAAAAGCAGAAGCAGAUCGUAGAACCACUGGUGCUAAUGGUUUCUAUGAUCUACUUAGGCUUAUGAUUCUUUUGGGAAAUGCAGCACAGAAUCAGUGGGUAUUCACCAUAUACACCCCUAAUGAGAAUUAUGACACUGAAAAUGUCAGCUUCUGUUAAUCUUGACGCAAUACAUAUUGUUAUUAUAUAUCUAUUUCUAUAGAAGUCUACAAGGUAAAUAAACAUCUAAAUAAA
Messenger RNA from Carassius gibelio (silver crucian carp), 2784 nucleotides. RefSeq names its product R-spondin-1-like. The coding region runs from base 331 to 1275 and encodes 314 amino acids. The transcript has 5 exons. Lineage: Eukaryota; Metazoa; Chordata; Actinopteri; Cypriniformes; Cyprinidae. The record is from RefSeq and is a predicted model, not a curated record.